Messenger RNA from Peronospora matthiolae, 333 nucleotides. NCBI's taxonomy places the organism in Eukaryota, Oomycota, Peronosporomycetes, Peronosporales, Peronosporaceae. The record is from the annotation of a GenBank genome assembly.
AUGCGAACACUUGUCAAGACUGACUGUGCACGCUACCGCAUCCAGUACGGCGAAGCAAUGGAAAGUGCCGUAGUAUCGCAGUUGAAGUUCGGAAUCGAUCACAACGACGAUCAUGUCGUCGAUACAACGAGUUGUCUAGAGAAAGUCGAGGCCGUCAAGAAUUCGCACAACAGCGACCUUUUCUGCGACUGCGCGAAGGUUGUCGUGUCGUGCACGCCGCUCGCGCUUUGUCCAGACCGGACAGACCCUUUUGGAGCUAGCGAAACCGACUUGCUUCAAGCGGACAACCAGUUGCGUAGACGCUGGAAAUCGCACUCACCGGCAUUGCCUUAA